Sesamum indicum (sesame) is the source of this 1789-nucleotide messenger RNA. RefSeq names its product BTB/POZ domain and ankyrin repeat-containing protein NBCL. Gene Ontology annotation, molecular function: protein binding; transcription cis-regulatory region binding. Gene Ontology annotation, cellular component: nucleus. Gene Ontology annotation, biological process: plant organ development; induced systemic resistance, jasmonic acid mediated signaling pathway; regulation of DNA-templated transcription. The record is from RefSeq and is a predicted model, not a curated record. NCBI's taxonomy places the organism in Eukaryota, Viridiplantae, Streptophyta, Magnoliopsida, Lamiales, Pedaliaceae.
GAGAGAACUUCUCUCUCUCUCUCUCUCUCACAUUCUCUCUUUCUCUCACAAGAAAUAACAACAGUUGAUCAUCAAAGAGUUGAAGAAGAGAUCAAGAAAUGAUUAAAUGAAGCCACCAAGCUUUAUUUACUCUCUCUUCUUCUUCUUCUUCUUCUGCUUCUUCUUCUCCACCACUACUUAAAAUCUCCUUAAUUCUACAUAUAUAUUUAUAUAUAUAUACAUCAACUACAGAAAAAAACACACACACCACACAGUGACUCUUCUCCUCUUUUUUCUUCUCUUCAAACAGUUGGGCGCAAUGACCCCGGAGGACUCCUUAAGAUCCCUUUCUCUUGACUAUCUCAAUCUGCUGAUCAACGGCCAGGCUUUCAGCGAUGUAACCUUCAGCGUAGAGGGUCGUUUGGUCCAUGCCCACAGGUGCAUCUUAGCAGCCCGAAGUUUGUUCUUCAGGAAAUUCUUCUGCGGGCCCGACACCACGCAGUCGGGCCUGGACCCGUUGAGAAUGGGCCCCGGAAGCGGCUCGCCCAGAGGUCACAGCUCACAGGUGAUACCGGUGAAUUCAGUCGGGUAUGAAGUCUUCUUGUUGAUGCUUCAGUUCUUGUACAGUGGGCAGGUCUCGAUUGUACCUCAGAAACAUGAGCCCCGGCCUAAUUGUGGGGAGAGGGGUUGCUGGCACACACAUUGCACCUCCGCCGUUGAUCUUGCUCUUGACACACUUGCAGCCGCUAGAUCCUUUGGUGUGGAACAGCUCGCUUUGCUAACUCAGAAACAAUUGGCUAGCAUGGUCGAAAAGGCUUCAAUUGAGGAUGUAAUGAAAGUUCUAAUAGCUUCAAGAAAGCAAGACAUGCACCAACUAUGGACUACUUGUUCUCAUUUAGUGGCAAAAUCGGGCCUCCCUCCGGAGGUUUUAGCCAAACACCUCCCUAUCGAUGUCGUGGCUAAAAUCGAAGAGCUCCGACUCAAGUCCUCCCUCGCCCGCCGCUCCCUCAUGCCGCACCACCAUCCCCACCACCACGAUCUUGGCGCAGCUGCCGACCUCGAGGACCAAAAAAUCAGGCGAAUGCGGCGAGCCCUCGACUCGUCCGAUGUCGAACUUGUUAAGCUUAUGGUCAUGGGAGAAGGCCUUAAUCUUGAUGAAGCCUUGGCCUUGCAUUACGCAGUUGAAAAUUGCAGCAGAGAAGUAGUGAAAGCGUUACUCGAACUAGGGGCAGCCGAUGUAAACUACCCCGCGGGGCCGGCGGGCAAAACCCCACUUCAUAUCGCCGCAGAGAUGGUGUCGCCGGACAUGGUGGCGGUGCUGCUGGACCAUCACGCCGAUCCGAAUGUGCGGACGGUUGAUGGGAUCACUCCGUUGGACGUGCUCCGAACCCUAACUUCAGAUUUUCUUUUCAAGGGAGCGGUUCCAGGGUUAACCCACAUUGAGCCCAACAAGCUGAGGCUUUGUCUUGAGCUGGUUCAAUCGGCGGCGAUGGUGAUCUCAAGGGAGGAGGGGAAUGCAAGCGCGCCGUCGUCUGCCGCUAUUUAUCCUCCAAUGGGUGAUCAAGAUCAUGGUAGCAGCGGAAGCAGCGGAGCGGGCAACAUUGCGGCGGGGGGCAGCCUUAACCUUGAUUCAAGAAUGGUGUAUCUGAAUCUUGGAGCACAAAUAGGUGGAAAAUUGAGCGAAGGAGAAGGGAGCAGCAGCCAAAGGGAAACCAUGAAUCGACAUGACAUGUACCAUCAUCACUCCCAUGAUCAGUAUUAACUCAACUCAACUGAAAAUGCAUCUCUCUCUCUCUCUCUCUCUCUCUCU